Calidris pugnax (ruff) is the source of this 5298-nucleotide messenger RNA. It is a transcript of the gene BAZ2A, whose product is annotated as bromodomain adjacent to zinc finger domain 2A. The record is from RefSeq and is a predicted model, not a curated record. Gene Ontology annotation, cellular component: rDNA heterochromatin. The coding region runs from base 1 to 5298 and encodes 1765 amino acids. Lineage: Eukaryota; Metazoa; Chordata; Aves; Charadriiformes; Scolopacidae. The transcript has 29 exons. Gene Ontology annotation, molecular function: DNA binding.
AUGGAAACAAACAACCAUUUUAACUUCACUGGCCUUUCCUCCGCACCCGCUGCCUCAGGACCGAAACCCACGCCUGCCUCAGGGGACAGCCCCUUCGCCCACGGCUCCCCGCUCGGCUUCCCCCAGCAAGGGAAAAGUCUGAACGGGGGCAUGAAUGUCAAUGGCUUCUCUACUGUAUCUCACCCCAGUACUUCAGGGACCUUCGCCCCCAGCUCGCCGCCCGCCGGCACGCCGCCCCUCCGCUCCUACGACUGCCUCUGGGACUACACGCCGUACCCCCAAACCGGUGGCCUCAAGGACGGCAGCCCCGCCACCCCCCCGCUCCCCACCCUCGGACAGUUUCCCCUCAACGGCGUCGCCGGGGGGGGGUCCCGGCCGGCGUCCCCGGGACACGGCACUAACCUACGGGGGGCCGGGCAGGAAUUCUGGGGCAACGGCAACCCCGGCCCCAUGGGGCUGAAUUUCGACUCGCAGGAGCUGUACGACUCCUUCCACGACCAGAGCUUCGAGCUGAUGCAGAACGGGCCGGCCGGCUUCUACACGGCCUCCCAGCCCUCCCCCAUGUUGGCCUCGGACACCCAGCCCUUCUCGCUGCCGUCGGACCCGCCGGAGGAGCCGGGCGCCGGCCAAGGAGAUGCCGACGCCGCUGCCAAAGAGAUCCCCCCCGCCAUCGCGGAGAACGGGGGCGGGCUGGUGGGCAGCAUGGAGCUGGAGGAGGCCCAGCCAGACUUGAAGAUCUGCAGCUACAACGGCUCUGCCCCCGGCGCGGCGCCGCUCGGGCAGGAGGGGCCUGUCCUUGCCCCCGGCGCCGGCAGCGACUGCCUGGGGGACGCGUCGCCCAUCGCCCCUCGGCUGGAGGACGCCCACAUCCUCAGCGAGGACCCGCUGGAGCCCUUCGAGUCCCUCUCCAGAGACGACAGCGUCACCCUGAACAGCAGCAGCCACGCGGGGCCGGAGGAGUCGGGGUCCCUGGAGCUCGACCCCCCGCUGGAGCCAGAGUCCCCGGCCCCGUCUGCGGAGGAGGAAGAGGAGGAAGAGGCUGCUGAUAGCUGUCCGGAGAUUUCGGCCGUGCCAGAAGGGGAGAGUGAAGAGGCCGCCCCGCUGAGCACCUCGGCAGCAGGUGAUGUCCCCCGCCGGCGCAUUGCCACCCAGGAGGAGGUGCGCUUUCCCCUGCAGCACGGGUGGAGGCGGGAGGUGCGGAUCAAGAAGGGGAACCAUCGCUGGCAGGGCGAGACCUGGUACUACGGGCCCUGCGGGAAGAGGAUGAAGCAGUUCCCGGAGGUGAUCAAGUACCUGAGCAGGAACGUGGUGCAGGACGUCCGACGGGAGCACUUCAGCUUCAGCCCCCGCAUGCCGGUGGGGGACUUCUACGAGGAGCGGGACACGCCGGAGGGUCUGCAGUGGGUGAAGCUGAGCCCCGAGGAGAUCCCCUCCCGCAUCCAGGCCAUCACGGGCAAGCGCGGCCGACCCCGCAACGCCGAGAAGACCAAGCCCAAGGAGCCACCGGCUGCCAAGCGUGGCCGGGGGCGGCCUCCCAAGGUCAAGAUGGUCGAUUUGCUGAGCAAGACGGAUGCGCGGCUGCUGAAGAGGCUGGAAGCCCAAGAGGUCCUCAGCGACGAGGACAAGCUGAAAAUGAGCAAAAUCAAGAAGAAAAUGAGACGGAAGGCCAAGAACAAGCAGAAGCAGGAAGCCAAAGCCCCCAGAGCGAAGGAGGCCAAGAAGAAGUCCAAGCCCAAGGAGAAGAAAGGCAAACCAGAGAAGGGCAAGGAGAAAGCACGGCCCAAGGAGAAGAAAGGCAAAGGGCCUCGGAAGGCGGACAAGGGGCUACUGGCCCAGCGGCGCCUGGAGGAGCGGCGGCGGCAGCAGCUCAUCCUGGAGGAGAUGAAGAAGCCCACGGAGGACAUGUGCCUGGGGGACCACCAGCCCCUGCCAGCCUUCUCCCGCAUCCCGGGCCUCAUCCUGCCCAGCCGAGCCUUCUCCAACUGCCUGACGGUGGUGGAGUUCCUCCAGAGCUACGGCAAGGUCCUGGGCUUCGACCCGGCCAAGGAUGUGCCCAGUUUGUGCGCGCUGCAGGAGGGGCUGCUGGGGGUGGGCGACAGCGCGGGCGAGGUGCAGGACCUGCUGGUGAGGCUGCUGCAGGCGGCGCUCUACGACCCCGGGCUGCCACCGUACUGCCAGUCCCUGAAGAUCCUGGGGGAAAAGGUGUCGGAGAUCAGCCUGAACCGUGACACCGUCUCCGAGAUCCUGCGCUGCUUCCUGAUGGCGUACGGGGCGGGCGAGGACCUGUGCGAGGGGCUGAGGACCAAGCCCUUCCAGGCCCUGCCCCCGGAGAAAAAAGCCACCAUCCUGGCCUUCCUGGUGAACGAGCUCAACAGCAGCGCCCUCAUCAUCAACGAGAUCGACAAGACCCUGGAGAACAUGUCCAACUACAGGAAAAACAAGUGGAUCAUCGAGGGCCGGCUGCGCAGGUUGAAGGUUGCCCUGGCCAAGAAGACGGGUCGUCCGGAGUCGGAGAUCACGGGGCUGGAGGACGGACGGCGCCGACGCAGCUCCCGCCUGACGGAGGAGACGGGCCUGGAGAUGGAGGAAGAGGAGGAGAGCCGCGGGCGGAAAUCCCGCAGGGAGGAGGAGGCCGACACGUCUGCGUCCAGCGUCCCCGAGCUGGAGAGGCAGAUCGAGAAGCUGGCCAAGAGGCAGAUGUUCUUCCGCAAGAAGCUGCUCCAUUCCUCACAGACGCUGCGAGCGGCUUCUCUGGGCCAGGACCGGUACCGGCGGCGGUACUGGGUCCUGCCCCACCUGGGGGGCAUCUUCGUGGAGGGCGCAGAGGCAGCCGAGCCGGUGCCCCAGGAGCCCCCAGAGGAGAAGGCGUCCCCCCACGUCUCCCCGGUGAAGGAGGAACCGGUGGAGGUGCCCAUUCCCAACCGGACAAACUGCUCGGCCUCACGCUCCCGUGGCCGGCCCCGGAAGAGCAAAGAGGAGCUGUCGCAGCACUGUGGGCCCAGACCCCCCCCCCCUGUUGAAGGUUGCCCUGGCCAAGAAGACGGGUCGUCCGGAGUCGGAGAUCACGGGGCUGGAGGACGGACGGCGCCGACGCAGCUCCCGCCUGACGGAGGAGACGGGCCUGGAGAUGGAGGAAGAGGAGGAGAGCCGCGGGCGGAAAUCCCGCAGGGAGGAGGAGGCCGACACGUCUGCGUCCAGCGUCCCCGAGCUGGAGAGGCAGAUCGAGAAGCUGGCCAAGAGGCAGAUGUUCUUCCGCAAGAAGCUGCUCCAUUCCUCACAGACGCUGCGAGCGGCUUCUCUGGGCCAGGACCGGUACCGGCGGCGGUACUGGGUCCUGCCCCACCUGGGGGGCAUCUUCGUGGAGGGCGCAGAGGCAGCCGAGCCGGUGCCCCAGGAGCCCCCAGAGGAGAAGGCGUCCCCCCACGUCUCCCCGGUGAAGGAGGAACCGGUGGAGGUGCCCAUUCCCAACCGGACAAACUGCUCGGCCUCACGCUCCCGUGGCCGGCCCCGGAAGAGCAAAGAGGAGCUGUCGCAGCACUGUGGGCCCAGCCCCCCCCCCCUGUCAACGGGGUCCUGGAGGAGCCGGUGCCCCUGGGGCAGAGCCAGCACGACCUCAGCCAGUCUGCCUUCCUCUCCUGGCUGAGCCAGACCCAGUCAUCCCUGCUCAAGGACUCCGUCCUCACCCCGGACAGCAGCCCCGGCAAGGGGGACACGGGGCUCCCACCGCUGGAGACCACCUCGGACCCCGCGGAGGAGGAAGAGGAGGAGGAGGAGGGUGCCCCAGAGGCUGCAGAAAAGCAGGGGCCCUGGUUCAACCUGCUGCCCCGGACACCCUGCGACGACCGAACCCCCCUCGCUACCUCCUCCGCCGAGCCCUCGCCGCGAGCCCCCGCGCAGCCCCGCAGCCAGCCCCGUGCCCAGCCCUGCGGCGACUUGCCCAAGGGCUCAGCCAGGCAGCUGAACGGCCUCCCCGCCGAUGAUGCCGGGGCUCCCCUGCUCGCUUCCACCCCCGUGCACGCCGGCACCAGGGCCCACGGCGCCUGCCCCAGGAGCAGGGGCAGCCUGGAGAAGCUCCAGGACCUGUCGGGGCAGCCCAAACGCCGAGGGCGACCCCCUACCAAAUUCUUCAAGCAGAUCGAGCAGAAGUACUUGACUCAGCUGACGGAGCAGCCCGUUCCCCCUGAGAUGCAGAGCGGCUGGUGGUGGCUGCAGGACCCCGAGGAGCUGGAGGCGGUGGCUCGAGCGCUGCACCCGCGGGGCAUCCGGGAGAAGGCGCUGCACAAGCACCUCACCAAGCACAAGGAGUUCCUGCGGGAGGUCUGCCAGCGUGCCACCACCGACCCCAUCUUCCACCUGCGCCCCGAGGCGGCCGGUGCCGCCGUGUCUCAGGAAGCCCUGGCCCAGUGGUCGGUGAUGGAGAGAGCCUACGAGACCGACCUGGCCGUGCUGCAGUGGGUGGAGGAGCUGGAGCAGCGCGUGCUGAUGGCCGACCUGCAGAUCCGGGGCUGGACGUGCCCCAGCCCCGACUCCACGCGGGAGGACCUGCAGUACUGUGAGCACAAAGUGGAGCCUCUGGAAGACAUCACGGUCCGCAGCCGGCGGGACGGGUUGCCGCUGUGCCGGGAGCGCACCAACCCGCUGGACCUGGCGGUGCUGCGGCUGGCGGCGCUGGAGCAGAACGUGGAGCGGCGCUACCUGAAGGAACCGCUCUGGCCCCUGCACGAGGUGGUGGUGGAAAAGGCCGUGCUGAGCAGCCCCGAGGAGCUGAGCCUUGGCCCCACCGAGAUAGCCUACGAGAUCACGCCCCGCGUGCGGACGUGGCGGCAGACGCUGGAGCGGUGCCGGAGCGCGGCCCAGGUCUCCCUCUGCAUCUACCAGCUGGAGAAAUCCAUCGCCUGGGAGAAGUCGGUCAACAGAGUGACCUGCCUGGUGUGUCGGCGCGGGGACGACGACGAGCACUUGCUGCUGUGUGACGGCUGCGACCGCGGCUGCCACCUCUACUGCCACCGGCCCAAGAUGACGGAGGUGCCCGAGGGCGACUGGUUCUGCUCCGUCUGCGUCUCCCGGGCAGGGCAGUACCGGGACCCCGUCUCGCCCCGGCGAGGCAAGAAGCGGAAACGGGGGCGUCUCUUCGCGGGGAGUCUCCGGGAGGAGGAGGAGGGUCCACGGCGCCGUCCGGCCUCGCGCCGCCGCGAGGGGCUGCCCGUACCCCGCUACGCGGGCGAGGGGCUGUCCCCCGCCAAACGGAGGGGCGCGUCGCUGCGGGGCCACAACAGCGACCUGACCUUCUGCGAGUGA